AGGGUAUAAAACCAUCCACCUGGAACAGAGCGGCCCCGUUCGGAGCUCACCAUGGAUCGCUGGAUCGUCCUGAGCUUUGCCUUCGCCUUCUGCCUGGAGGCAGCAGGGGCUGCAAAGCUGGGCGUCGUAAACACGGAAGGCGGGUUUGUGGAAGGCGUCAACAAAAAGCUGAGCCUUUUGGGAGAUUAUAUGGAUAUCUUCAAAGGAAUCCCGUUUGCUGCACCAACAAAGACCUUGGAAGACCCCCAGCCCCAUCCAGGCUGGUCAGGCACCCUGAAGGCUAAGGAAUACAAAAGACGUUGCAUGCAGACCACCCUCACCCAGACAGAUGUGCGUGGCUCUGAAGAUUGUCUCUAUCUGAACAUCUGGGUCCCUCAAGGGAAGAAACAAGUCUCCACCAACCUGCCGGUGAUGAUCUGGAUUUACGGAGGAGCCUUCAUCUGGGGAGGUGGACAAGGUCCCAACUUCCUGAACAACUAUUUGUACGAUGGAGAGGAAAUUGCCAGCCGUGGGAAGGUUAUUGUGGUGACCCUGAACUACCGGCUUGGGCCCUUGGGUUUCCUAAGCACUGGUGAUGCUGCUCUUCCAGGCAAUUAUGGCCUCAAAGAUCAACACAUGGCCAUCGCUUGGGUCAAGAGAAACAUCAAAAACUUUGGGGGAGACCCUGACAACAUCACAAUCUUUGGAGAGUCCGCCGGCGCCGUCAGCGUCUCCUUACAGACGCUGUCGCCAAAGAACAAAGGUUUGAUCAAACGGGCCAUCAGCCAGAGUGGAGUCGGUCUGUGCUCUUGGGCCAUUCAAAAAGACCCCCUUUACUGGGCUAUCAAGGUUGCGCAGAAAGUGGGCUGUCCGACUGACAACACGACCGUCCUGGCCAACUGCCUCCGAGUUACUGAUCCGAAAGCGCUGACCCUUGCUUAUCACUUGGACGUUAUCAACUUGCCCUACCCCCUGGUUCACUACCUCGCCUUCACCCCGGUGGUGGACGGGGACUUCAUCCCCGAUCUCCCAGAGAACCUCUUCGCCAACGCAGCAGACAUCGACUACCUCCUCGGGGUCAACAACAUGGACGGGCAUUUCUUCGCCGGCAUCGACAUGCCAGCCCUUAACCGCCCGCUGGUGAAGGUCACCCCGGAAGAAGUGUAUCACCUGGUUCAGGGGCUGACCAUGGAGAAGGGGGUUGCAGGAGCAGACGCCACCUACGCUUUGUACACGCAGAUGUGGGGUGGCACGACGGACCAGGAAAUCAUAAAACGAACUGUGGUGGAUCUGGAGACCGACUACAUAUUCCUGGUUCCCACCCAGCAGGCCCUUCAGCUGCAUCAAGAAAACGCCCAGACUGGCAGGACCUACAGCUACCUCUUCUCUGAGCUCUCGCGAAUGCCAGUCUAUCCCAGUUGGGUAGGGGCGGAUCACGCCGACGACCUUCAGUACGUCUUCGGGAAACCUUUCGCCACACCCUUGGGCUACAAGCCACGACACAGGACUGUUUCGCAGGCCAUGAUUGCGUACUGGACAAACUUCGCCAGAACUGGCGACCCCAACAAAGGAGAGUCCAAAGUUCCCAUUGGCUGGGUGCCUUACAGUAAUGAAAACACCUUUUACCUUGAGAUCAACCACAAUAUCAACUAUGAGUCGGUGAAGCAAGCCCUACGUGCUCCGUAUGUUAAUUUCUGGAGCGUCGCCUACCAGAGUCUCCCCGACGUUGGCAUUGCAGUGGAGCUAGAAUGAAACCAGCAUAGGAACUGAGUCUCUGCUCUUUGUACAAAAAAGCAAGGAUCCAAUAAACAGAUUUCACUCUCUGGG
This is a messenger RNA of Python bivittatus (Burmese python), 1806 nucleotides long. It is a transcript of the gene CEL, whose product is annotated as carboxyl ester lipase. The record is from RefSeq and is a predicted model, not a curated record. NCBI's taxonomy places the organism in Eukaryota, Metazoa, Chordata, Lepidosauria, Squamata, Pythonidae.